AUGGCUGACGCCUAUCAAGUGCAAUCGAACGGCGACGCCGCGUCGAAACCGCUGCUGGAGUUGUAUGUCAAGGCGUCGGGAAUUGACGCGCGCCGCAUCGGCGCCGAUUUGUUCUGCCAAGAGUUUUGGAUGGAAUUGUACGCGCUUUACGAGAUCGGCGUUGCUCGAGUUGAAGUCAAAACUGUGAAUGUGAACUCGGAAGCGUUCAAGAAGAAUUUCCUCGGAGCUCAACCACCAAUUAUGAUCGAGGAGGAGAAGGAGCAAACUUACACAGACAAUCGUGAGAUCGAGGGCAGAAUCUUCCAUUUGGCCAAAGAAUUCAAUGUGCCGCUUUUCGAGAAGGACCCGUCGGUGGAGAAGCGAAUUGAGAACCUUUAUCGCAAUUUCAAAUUGUUCCUUCGCGCCAAAGUCGACUAUGACAAAGGGAAAAAGGUGCCAUCGACGGUCGAGGAGCUCCCGUCGCAGAUUAAAGUGCACUAUAAUCGAGUUUGCGAGCAAUUGUCGAAUAUUGACCAGCUUCUUGCUGAGCGUAAUAGCAGAUAUUUGCUAGGAAAUAGUAUGACUGAGUAUGACUGCGAACUGAUGCCACGCCUUCAUCAUAUUCGCAUUAUCGGCCAAUCGCUGCUUGGAUUUGACAUUCCGCACAAUUUCACGUAUUUGUGGAAUUAUGUGCUCACUGCGUAUCGCACAGCCGCUUUUAUCGAGAGUUGUCCGGCUGAUCAGGACAUAAUCCAUCAUUAUAAGGAGCAACUAAAUUUGUUCACAAAUCAACGCGAGACUCUGCAAUCGCCAACGAAGACUCACACAAUUCCGGAGCGAGUUUUGGCCGACAUUCGACAGAAGGGUCUCGCACCAGAUGUGAAUGUGCACUAG
Molecule: messenger RNA, 873 nt
Organism: Caenorhabditis bovis
Lineage: Eukaryota; Metazoa; Nematoda; Chromadorea; Rhabditida; Rhabditidae
Source: the annotation of a GenBank genome assembly